Chara braunii is the source of this 1810-nucleotide messenger RNA. NCBI's taxonomy places the organism in Eukaryota, Viridiplantae, Streptophyta, Charophyceae, Charales, Characeae. The record is from the annotation of a GenBank genome assembly.
AGGGAACAAGAACCAGGGUCGGAAAUGAGAAUACAGUGGGAGGGAGAUUACCACGGUAAGGAUGAAAAAACUGAAUCCAGCAAGUGUGGAAUCCCGAUGGAUGUAGCAGUCGACCGGAAGAAAGCAUGAAUGGAGACACCGCAGGAUGCCUCAAAGAAUGACGCUUUGGGAGAACAGGCCCCGUGUGAUCUUGCCGCCAAACGAAAUAGACAAUAGGGUAGAAAUAUGUAUGCCGACAAGGAAUGGGGUCAGCAACCCGGUAAUGGACUGGGUGGGAAUAAAGUUGGUGGAAGAUGGAGUGUAUGUAGUGGUGGAAUCGGAAUGGCGUGCGAGAGGUGAGUUCGGGGGCAUAAACUUGGAUCUGCCAAGACGCGUACAUGUCAUGGGUUCGCUGUACUUAUCUGGAGAAGGGUGGCGCACCUUCGGAAUCACUUUGGCAUCUGGGGGCGACCCCGUGCGAAUGCUUGAGCGGGUUUGGCAAAUAACCUGGCGAGAGGGGUUCGAAUUCGAGGAUCCGGAGCGGGAGGACGUAACGGUUGAACUGUUGCUGAAUGCCCGAGAUAGACCCUUCACGACCAUUCAUACCCCGGUAGGCCAACUACAAAUGCAAGUGACUCCUAUGGGUUUCACGAAUGCGGUGGCGGAAGCGCAAAGGAGAAUGCUCGCAGUUGCAGGAGACAUGUUCCCUGCAAAAUGUGAACCUUAUAUUGACGAUAAUCCGAUCAAAGGCGCACGGGACAAGGAUGAAACGGAAAUUCAGCCUGACAUACAAAGAUUUGUAUGGGAUCACUUGCAGAAUAUCAAAGAGCUUCUCCGCAGGUUCCUGGUGUAUAACAUCACUGCCAAUGGUCCCAAGAGUAUCCUGGAGGUUCUAGAACUGACCAUCUUGGGGUUUCGUUGCGGGUCAUAUGGAAGGAAGCCCGACCCGACCAAGACAAAUAAAAUCUCUAAAUGGCCAACACCUCUACGUACCACAACGGAAGUGAGAGUCUUCCUAGGCGUCGUAGGGUUUAGGAUAAUUUUCAUCAAAGGUUUUGCUAAGAUAGCAGAGCCCAUUUUGGCCAUGAUCCUGGAGAAGGAUACAUUAGACUUGACGGAGGAUCAAGAAGCCGUUGUCCAGAUCCUGAAAGACAUACGAACAUCUGAGCAGGUCACCCUUGUCGCUUCAUGCUUUAACGAUGAGAUCGAGCGCAUAGCCGACCUUAGAAAUAGGGUUGGUGGCUUGAGCAAGGUAUGCAUUACACCAAGAGUAGAGGACGCGGAACCUAUCGAUGCGUUUCUCUACUAUGAGGGAGGGACCCUUGUGGCAGAUAACGAGAUGGAAGAGCUUGCCUACACAUCCGGGGAAUUGUUGAUUAAGGCACUGGAGAGAGAGUCUCCUGCAGUAGUGGCAGAACUAAGGGAAGGAGCUGUCACAAGGACCAGUUGUAAGGAAAAGAGGGACUCGUGGGGGGACAUUGUGGGGCCUCAGGAAGAGUUAAUGGCAAUGGUUGUAGAAGGGGUACGGGAAGCGGUUACGAGUCUGGCUGAGUCAUGGAAACAGAAGCGGCAUCAAGACUUAGUGAACCAAGUACAAAACGGGCAGGAGGAUCGCCGGGAUCGGAAGGAAUUCUUACUCAUUCGGAUGUACGAUAGGAUCUUCAAGGAGAUCGGUCUAUUACUGGUAGGGAGCAAGAAGGCUGAGGUGGCCAGUCGUAAGGCAAGGGAGGAGGUCGAUAAGUAGGUAUUGACAAAUGGGGACCUAUUCAUGAAAGAGGAAGGACUAAUACCUAGAAGGGUUGUGUGGGGACGAUUAAAGCAAGUGGACAUA